AUGUCACUUAAGCCUUCCAAUGCGCGGAAGAAAUCUCCUAAAAAGAGUCCCCACAAACCAACAGCUGCUGACAACGAUGAUGAUGAGCCAUUAAGCGUUGAUUUUGAUGAAGUUGCAGCUCAACCUGUCAAACGAGUGAAAAGACAAAGGUUGGACUCAAUGGAUGCAUCAGCAGCAAUCAGGAAUGCAGCAUCUAAAAAAUCUAAAGACAAAUCAACGAAAAUAACAAAAGAUUCUCAAACGCUCGGAAAGGCGUUAGGAUCGAAAGAUAAAACAAAAACUGUUACGAUUACAAAGACAGUUACUAUCAAGCGCAAGAAAAAAGCUCCAAUUCGAAAACCCGUUAAUUCAAAUAAAGCCCCAGCGAAUCGACGCAAAGGAAAAAAGAAACCGAUUGUUAGGAAAGUUGUCAAAAAAGUUGUUAUCCAUAAGCACAGAUCGAAAAAAAAAGGCUGA
Trichomonas vaginalis G3 is the source of this 456-nucleotide messenger RNA. RefSeq lists its product as uncharacterized. Lineage: Eukaryota; Parabasalia; Trichomonadida; Trichomonadidae. The coding region runs from base 1 to 456 and encodes 151 amino acids. The transcript has a single exon. The record is from RefSeq and is a predicted model, not a curated record.